Physeter macrocephalus (sperm whale) is the source of this 2996-nucleotide messenger RNA. RefSeq names its product aldehyde dehydrogenase 7 family member A1 (gene ALDH7A1). NCBI's taxonomy places the organism in Eukaryota, Metazoa, Chordata, Mammalia, Artiodactyla, Physeteridae. The record is from RefSeq and is a predicted model, not a curated record. Gene Ontology annotation, molecular function: aldehyde dehydrogenase (NAD+) activity. The transcript has 19 exons. Bases 1 to 1470 code for a protein of 489 amino acids.
AUGGGGGGCGUGUAUAAUGGAAGCUGGGGAGGCCGGGGAGAGGUUAUCACCACCUAUUGUCCUGCUAACAAUGAGCCGAUAGCGAGAGUCCGACAGGCCAGCAUGGCUGACUAUGAAGAAACUGUAAAGGAAGCAAGAGAAGCAUGGAGAAUCUGGGCAGAUAUUCCUGCUCCAAAACGAGGAGAAGUAGUGAGACAGAUUGGUGAUGCCUUGCGGGAGAAGAUCCAAGUACUAGGAAGCUUGGUGUCUUUGGAGAUGGGGAAGAUCUUAGUGGAAGGUGUGGGAGAAGUUCAAGAGUACGUGGAUAUUUGUGAUUAUGCUGUUGGCUUAUCUCGGAUGAUUGGGGGACCCAUCCUGCCUUCUGAAAGACCUGGCCAUGCGCUCAUUGAGCAGUGGAAUCCUGUAGGCCUGGUUGGAAUCAUAACUGCAUUCAACUUCCCUGUGGCGGUGUAUGGCUGGAACAACGCCAUCGCCAUGAUCUGUGGGAAUGCCUGUCUUUGGAAAGGAGCUCCAACAACUUCCCUCAUUAGUGUAGCUGUCACAAAGAUAAUAGCCAAGGUUCUGGAGGACAACAAGCUGCCUGGUGCGAUUUGUUCCUUGACUUGUGGUGGAGCGGAUAUUGGCACAGCCAUGGCCAAAGAUGAGCGAAUGAACCUGCUGUCCUUCACUGGGAGCACUCAGGUGGGAAAACAAGUGGCUCUUAUGGUGCAGGAGAGGUUUGGGAGAAGUUUAUUAGAACUUGGAGGAAACAAUGCAAUUAUAGCCUUUGAGGAUUCGGACCUCAGCUUAGUCGUUCCCUCAGCUCUCUUUGCAGCCGUGGGGACAGCCGGCCAGAGGUGUACCACUGCGAGGCGCCUGUUUUUACAUGAAAGCAUUCACGAUGAAGUUGUUAAUAGACUUAAAAAGGCCUAUGCACAGAUCCGUGUUGGGAACCCAUGGGACUCUAAUGUUCUCUAUGGGCCACUCCACACCAAACAGGCAGUGAGCAUGUUUCUUGGAGCAGUGGAGGAAGCAAAGAAAGAAGGUGGCACCGUGGUCUAUGGUGGCAAGGUUAUGGAUCGCCCUGGAAAUUAUGUAGAACCGACAAUUGUGACAGGCCUUGACCACAAUGCGUCCAUUGUACACACAGAGACUUUUGCCCCGAUUCUUUAUGUCUUUAAAUUCAAGAAUGAAGACGAGGUCUUUGCAUGGAAUAAUGAAGUAAAACAGGGACUUUCAAGUAGCAUCUUUACCAAGGAUUUGGGCAGAAUCUUUCGCUGGCUUGGCCCAAAAGGAUCAGACUGUGGCAUUGUAAACAUCAACAUUCCAACGAGUGGGGCUGAGAUUGGAGGUGCAUUUGGAGGAGAGAAGCACACUGGCGGUGGCAGGGAGUCUGGGAGUGAUGCCUGGAAACAGUACAUGAGAAGAUCUACUUGUACCAUCAACUACAGUAAGGACCUGCCUCUGGCCCAAGGAAUCAAGUUUCAGUAAAGUUGCUUUCAAUUGACAUUUCAAGUGUUUCAGGCAUUGUUGCAUCUCUUUCUUCUGAAGAAGAUGAAGAAAAUUACUAUUUGCCUUGAAUAAAUGGAUCAUUUUGAAUUUGACAGUGGUUAAUCCCUUAUGCUUCUGAAGCCUAAAUCAAGAGACUUUUUUAAAAAAUAAAAAUUUUCAUGACAUAGCCUUAAGUAAUAAAAGAUAGAUUAGAUGAAUUUUUAUGUUACUAGUAGUUACUGAUUUUUUUAAACUUUAGCAUUAUUUUUAUAAUUUAGAAAAAUGUAGUGCAUGCCAUGGUAGGAAUUUGAAAAGUACAGAACAUAAUAGGGAAGAAAAUAGAAGUCUUGUCAGGAGGUGCAGGAACGUCUCCUGAGCAAGUUAAGAAAUUGGUAGCAAGUAUUGAUUCACGUCACCCUCCUCAGCAGGUGUUGGAAAGGGUGUGAUUGAAGGGAGUGUCCCUUGUUUAUGGAGGACCAUAGCACAGUAUCCCUGUGGAACGACUUGCUGUUUACGUCUGAGGGCUUUCAUCAUUAUCACAGCUUCUCUCGCUCAGGAUGGCUUGUGUCACCACAGAAGAAAUUUGGGGGGCAGAUGGAGAUUUUGCUCCUGCCCUACCUAGAACCUGCACCUGCGGACGACUGUGUGGAAUUCUAUGCAGAGCACAUCUGGAUUUCUUAUGCAACCUCAGACCAUCUUCUUUAGCUGUUAGGCUUCUUUAGUUGCCCUUAGGUUUGUUCUCAGAAUAACCAAGUGUGUAGCAGCAUGUGUUUGCAGUGAACUCAGCAUAGUUCACUUUUUCUUCCCUGAGAGUCCACUUCCUUCUCUUGUGAAGCUGCCCGGGAGCUACUGGAGUGAUUCAGCCCAGGGCCCUGUCGAGCUCACGCUGGCUCCUGCUGUUCUGUCUUCCUGGCAGCCUUCACUCCCCUGAUGGGUAGCAGCCACCACCCCGUCGACUCCUGCCAGACUGGACUGGGACAGAAGCCUUGCAAGAAGAUGACAUCUGUAGAUGACCUGAUGUGUCAAGAUAUAUGGAGAGAUUUAGACAACUGGCAAAGAAUUUGGGGUUGAGUUAUGACAGAGAAGCAAGCAAAUGAAAAAACCAAGCAAUUAUAAAUUUAUCAGGGAAGGAAAGGUAUAACAUGUUCCAUGGCCCAGCUGUGACUAGCGUUCACCCAGGUAUGCUGUUGUCAACCUUGAAUAUUAAGCCAAACAUGGACGAUAGGCCUUCUGAGAGCAUGUUGGCAGGAAAAGUUCAGGGUUUGAAGGUAGGUCAGAGAGGCAGGCAGUUUAUGUUCUGUAGUGGAAAAUCAAUAAUGCCUAAAAUUACAAAAGCAAGAAAUAGGAACAUAGGCUUAUAAAAGAUAGCUAAAUUCUGAAAAUAUCAUUGCUUCAGGAGAGGGCAAAUGGGUGGGGCAUGGAGACAGGAGGGAUUAUCUUCCAUAACAAGUCUUGUAGAGGUAUAUUUGACUCUUUAAAUCAAGAGAAUGUAUAACUUUGAUUAAAAAUUCAAACCAACAAAAAAA